CAACUCAACUUAAUUACCAACCCUCCCCCCCCCCCCAUCCCUAUAUUCGUCUUUAUUCUGCCCUGUGGCUAGUCGAUAUUUGCUUAUUACACGAAACAACAUUUGUAUACAAGGGAUGAAUCCGCAACUCGCAAGCUGCAUUUCCACCAAACCUUUUGACUGACAGUUGACAUUCAGUUUUUCCGCCAGAAGUAAUUCCCCCAAUUUUAUAACACAACUGACCAGCUCCUUUGUAAGAUUAGAGGAAUCAUCAUAAAUCGCCUUACGAUAUUGAAAAAAAAAAGACCGAGAAGUUCAUCCACUCAAACGAUGUGAUGUUUGUGGCAGCGUUGAGACCUGGCUGAUUCACUCGGUCCUUUUCUCCAACUUGAGCAAAGUGAGUGAGUGAGUGAGCGAGAGAGAGAGAGAGAGAGAGAGAGAGAAGAGCGAGAGAGAGGGAGAGAAAGAGAGUGAGCAAGCGCGAGAAAGAGUGCAAUAUCUUGAUUAAAAAUCUGACCGCGCCGUCGGUCUGGAGGAGGGAUCAAAAGAUCAGUGGCUAUCUCAUCAUCGUCAUCAUCGUUAGCAGACUCCCGUCAGUGACGCCGCUUCGCACUCUGUCGUCACGACAACAGAAGCAUCAUCGUUAUCGUCAUGUCGCUAGUUUGGCAGAAGAUCAGCCCAGCAGAGUUUCACCAGCUCCAGGAAUACACGUCAUAUUCUUCUAAGAAGCUGAAGGAUGUGUUGGACGAGUUCCAUGGGGAUGGAGUUCUUUCCAAGUACAACCCAGAAGAGCCGAUUGACUACGAGGGCUUCCGGCUGUUCAUGGAGACGUACCUGGAGGCUGACAUCCCGGAGGAGCUGUGCAAACACGUCUUCCUGUCGUUUGUCAAGAAAGCGGCGCCCCCGGGCUCCACCGUGGGUAAGGACUGCCACAUUGCGGCCGCCAUGGCCUCGCAGACGCUGUGUGCGCCAAUCACGCACCAGCCGGCCGACCUGCAUGUGGAGAAGACGGAGAAACACCACGGGCUGGCCGAGAAGCUGCACGGGCUCACGGAGAAACUACACGGCCUCGGCCACCUCGGCGCCGAGAAGGGUCACUCUCGCCACGACAGCAAUGACUCCGGAGGGAGGAGGAGUCGAGCAGGUUCUGCCUCUGCAUCAACUCACCCAUCAGUGGCAGUAGGUGGGGUGACUGAAAGCCGUCCCUUCACAGGGGAGGAAGCCACCCCCGAUGCCUCCAACCACUCGCGGUCAUCGUCAAAGAAGUCAAAUCACAGCAUCCACAGUGUGCACAAUGGUGUCGCUGGUGCAUUGCUGGACAACACUGACCCCUGGUUACGGCAGUCUUCUUCAUCGCUGCUGCGGACAAGCAUCACCCCCCUGGAACCAAAACGGAACCGGUCAACCAGUGUGGACGUCCGCACCGGUCACAUUUACCUGAAAGAUCUUGUUUGUUACCUGUCGUUGUUGGAAGCUGGCAGGCCAGAAGACAAACUUGAGUUCAUGUUCAGGUUGUAUGACACAGAUGGAAACGGAAUUUUAGAUUCCAGUGAACUGGAUUGUAUUGUCAAUCAGAUGAUGUCAGUCGCUGAAUACUUGGGCUGGGACGUGUCAGAGCUCAAACCGAUUCUUCAAGACAUGAUGAUAGAAAUAGACUACGAUGCAGAUGGGACGGUCUCCAUGGAAGAGUGGAAGAAGGGAGGAAUGACAACCAUACCAUUGCUGGUCUUACUUGGUCUGGAUACGGAUGUCAAAGAUGACGGGCACCCCACGUGUGGAGAUCUGAAACACUUGCAAACCGACUCCGCGUACGGCAACCUAUGUCUCAAUCUACCUGUUGGAUGUGGGAAAAAGGACUCUGUUUGUACAUUCUGUAAAUACACAGUUCAUGAGAGAUGUGUACAGAGAGCGCCGGCAUCAUGCAUCACUACCUACGUCAAAUCUAAGAAGACUUCUCAGGUGAUGAACCACCACUGGGUGGAAGGAAACUGCGCGGGGAAGUGUGACAAGUGUCGGAAAUCCAUCAAAUCAUACAAUGGCGUUACGGGUCUGCAUUGUCGCUGGUGUCAUCAAACACUCCAUAACAAAUGUGCCUCUCAGAUAAAGCCAGAAUGUGACUUGGGACCAUUUCGGGAUCACCUUCUCCCUCCAACAUCCGUCUGUCCAGCCGUACUGGAUCGUCCUCGAGGCGGAAAGAUGACUCCGAGUGGAACUCGCAGUAUGACGGGAAUCGACAGCGCCAGUCUCGAGAGUACGGUUGACAGCAUUAGCCUGAACAGUCCCAUGAGUGCUGAUUCCAUGCAUGAUCGGUCAUUAGCUUCAGGAGGACAAAACUCAUUUCAAAUUACCCCCAGAGACGGGUCACACCCCUUGUUAAUUUUGAUCAACCCUAAAAGUGGAGGAAAGCAGGGCGGAAGAUUGAUUCGGAAGUUCCAGUACUUACUAAAUCCAAGACAAACGUAUGACAUGAUAAGGACUGGACCUAUGAUUGGACUCCAGUUUUUCAAGGAUGUGCCUAAUUGUCGUAUAUUCGUGUGUGGUGGAGACGGCACUGUGGGAUGGCUUCUUGACACGAUGGACAAGCUGGAUUACAUAGAGCGACCGCCUGUGUCGGUUCUACCUCUGGGUACGGGGAACGACCUUGCCAGGUGUUUACGAUGGGGCGGAGGGUAUGAGGGUGAGAACCUGGUGAAGAUUCUCAAGAAGAUAGAGACCAGUACAGUGGUUAUGAUGGAUCGCUGGCAGAUCGAGUUCAGCAAGCCCGAGGAUGUUGACGAUGAAGAGGGCGACCCCAUCCCCUACAACAUCAUCAACAACUACUUCUCUAUAGGCGUGGAUGCCUCAAUAUGUCAUCGGUUCCAUAUAAUGAGGGAAAGACAUCCGGAGAAAUUCAAUAGUCGAAUGAAGAACAAGUUGUGGUAUUUCGAGUUCGGAACAUCAGAACAGUUUUCAUCUACGUGCAAGAAUUUACACGAGCAUAUUGACAUAAUGUGUGAUGGAAACUCGUUAGAUUUGUCCAGUGGACCUCGAUUGGAAGGAAUUGCAUUGCUCAACAUCCCCAGCAUAUAUGGCGGAACAAAUCUAUGGGGAGAUAACCCAAGCCAGAAGAAACGUAGAAAAGCUCAGAAGGCGAAGAAAGAUAAGGACAAGGAGUUUUCCACAAGCAGUAUGUCGUCAGCGGAACUCACCAUCGCUGUGCAGGAUAUGGGUGACAAGCUAAUUGAGGUGGUUGGUUUAGAAAACAGUAUGCACGUGGGUAAAGUGUAUGCAGGACUGCGGGCGUCGGCCAAACGUCUUUCUCAAUGCUCAUCAGUUGUCAUAAGGACUCGAAAGCGAUUUCCUAUGCAGAUAGAUGGAGAGCCUUGGGUGCAGCCUCCCUGUACUAUCUACGUUACCCACAAAAAUCAAGUUCCCAUGAUGAUGGCACCUCCAUCCAACAAGAAGUCAAAGCUCUUUAAACUCUUCAGAAAAUAGCAUCUAGUCAUAGACAGUUGGUUAUUCUACACCACAGCAGUGGAAGUCCACAGAGAAGUCCAUUGACCAAUUUGUAUUGGUCCAGAAGUCUCUUACACCAAUGAAAAUAAUUAUUUCAAAAGUUUGAAUAUUUACGACCAAUGAAAAUCAUUUUGUCAAAAGAUUUAAAAGCAUCUUUUGCCAAUGGAAUUAAUGUUUUGCAAGAAGUCUCACUUCUGUGACCAGUGGAAGGAAGUGUUAUAUGUUUUCACAAGCCUAAAUGUCAAGAAGUCUGAAAUUCAUUAUCAGUGUCAUAUAUCUUCACUGACUGAUGCAUUUGCUGCAAAGAAAAUGAGAAUUUUAUUUAUUUAUUUAAUCUGUCUCAAAAUGUGCAAGUUUAGGACAAUAACGAUAUUAAUUUUGUGUCUCAUAUGAUGCAUUAUGUAAAAUAUUCCAACAUGCAUUCUCUGUAAACAGAGAAAAAUAUUUCUGAUUGUUCAAACAAACAAGUCCUGAAGUUUUCAUUGAAACUUAAAAAAACAAAAUGGACCAAAGAAAUCUCAUAAAAAUGCUCAAAUGAUUCAUUAGCAAUGUUGGCUGGUUCCACAACUUUGUAUUUAUAAUCAUGUAUAAAAUGCUUAAAUGCAUGAUCUUCUAAUGUAUGUGCUCACUAUGAUGAAUGUAUGGAACGUAGUAUUUAUAGUUGAAAACACAACCAUUGAUUGGCUGGGAAACAGGAAGUUCGGUACUAGAAGGACUAUUAUCUAGAAGAAAGGUUAAAUAUAUGAGGGUUGUGAGUUGGCUGUCAAAUGGCAUAAGGAAAAAAAAAAUGUCUCAAAAUGUAAAACUGUUUCAGAAAUUGUGAUCGACUAUUGGGAAUACUGCAGGAGCAAAAAAGUGCAAUAAUAAUGAUUUGCUUAAACUGCCAGGUUCUACCAAUGUGUUGACAGUUACAUGCAGCUAUUUAAACAUUGAUAAUAAAACUAUAAUGGCUUCCUAAAGUCACAUGCCAGUCUGGAGUAAUUCAGGCAGUUAUGAUAAUGACUAUAGGAUGAAGAAAGGUGAUUCGUUAGCCCUGUUGAAGGAAAGAAAGAAGAUAUUUUACUUCUUUUUAAAAAAUAACAGUUGGAUGUGGGUGAACUAAUCAAAAUUCACCUGGAGGGCACUACUCUUAGUGUACGGCAAAAGGAAUACAACCCAAAUGUUCAUUGAUUGACAAUUCCUCCUUUUUGCCUGGAGAACCCCACUCCAAUAAUGAUGCACGGAGAAACGAGACCAACUUGUGAAAGUGACAGGAUGAUAUGGUUGGCAAUUCCUCCUUUUUGUCUGGAGAACCCCACUCUAAUAAUGUUGCACAGAGAAACAGGAAUAACCUGUGAAUGUGCCAGGAUGAUUCUGUUGGCAAUUCCUCCUUUUUGCCUGGAGAACCCCAUUCAUAAUAAUGAUGCAUGGAGAAAUGAGAAUAACCCGUGAAAGUGCCAGGAUGAUUGGGUUAGGCAAUUCCUCCUUUUUGCCUGGAGAACCCCACUCUAAUAAAGAUGCACGGAGAAAUGAGACCAACUUGUGAAAGUGACAGCAUGAUAUGGUUGGCAAUUCCUCCUUUUUGUCUGGAGAACCCCACUCACUAGUGGCAGGAUGGAAAUUGGUUGGCAAUUCCUCCGUAUUUGUCAAAAGAACCUUGCUCUACUUAUAGGAAAUUGACAGAAUGAUAUGGUUGCUUCUGUUUGACGAAAAUAUGACAGAUGAGUUACCGAAUUACGAUCCAUGCAAAUUAAUAAGAAAAGAGGAAUGGAGAUAAAUAAGUAUGUGUAUGUCUUGACAUAUAUAUCUAUAGCUGACAUUGUGUGUUGCAAGAUUCAUACAGCUAACAUGUUGUAUCCAAGUGAAAGAGAAUUCAUGCAAAUUAAUAAGAAAAGAGGAAUGGAGAUAAAUAAGUAUGUCCGACACAUAUAUCUAUAGCUGACAUUGUGUUGCAAGAUUCAUACAGCUAACAUGUUAUAUUCAAGUGAAAGAGAAUCAUAGUUUAGACAUGAUUUACUGCAAAGACAGUGAACAGAAUCGACACCAAAAGAAACUACAUUCUAUAAGCCUAUGUCGGUUUUAAACUGUUGACCAGUUUGUGAAACCUGACAUGAAAAUGUUGAUGCAUGCAAGCAUUUGGUAGAAAUGCAAUACAGAAAUGAACAUCAAAAGGAGGUAAUUUUAUGCUGAUUUUUUGUACUGUUGACCAGUUUGUGAAAUCUUGCAUAAAAAGAAAUUGCAGUAAAGAAAUUGGUAACCAAAGGGAAGUAAUCUUGGAAUUAAGGAUUCGGUCCAAUUGCAAUAUAGAAAUUGGUAACCAAAGGGAAGUAAUCAAGGAUUCAGUCCAAUUGCAAUACAGAAGUUGGUAACCAAAGGGAGGUAAUCUUAUGCAUUUAAUGCUGGUUUUGAACUGUUGAUCAGUUUUCGAAACUCGGCAUGAAAAGUGUUGGUGCUGUCUCUGGUACGAGCCAGCUCAGGAGGUGAUCCAGUGCACUUCCAAGGGAGAUAAUCAAAAAUGCCUUCUGUUACUGACCAAAAAAAAAAAAAAAAAAAAAAAAAAUGAGCACGAUACCAAAAGGGGAUAUAACCCAGACUUGAUGGGACUUUCUGAAGAGUCGAAGAGGAAAAAUGGAUGAUAAAAUUGGGAUGAAUUAUUUCAUUCCUGCGAAGAAAAUAGGUUUCUUCAUGCCCCCCCCCCCCCCCCCCCGUUUCUUACACCCCCCGAAAAACAACUUUUUAAAGACCGCAGCUUCAUAAUAUUCUUCUUGUUUCAUGCCAGUACGUGAUUUCAUCUUACUAGUAACUUGUUCUUGCUUUGUGUUCGUCAAGGAAUGUUUAUUUUUUCUUCUUCUUUUGUAUCAUGUUCGAUUAAUAUUAAUGCAAGCCUUCAUAUAAUAUUGUCUGUUCAGUCAGACAUCUUGUAAUUAAAAAAUAAUAAUAAUACUUUGUAAUAUCUGUAGAAGAUUCUAGUCUGAUGUAUAAUUGUAUAUAUUAUUAUUAUUAUUAUUAUUAAUUUAUUUGUGGUAUUCAUACUUAAUGCAAGCCUAUAUGUAGUUCUAAUUUAUGUCUAGUACUAGAAGUUAAAAAUUAAAGUUGAAAUCACGAAAAAAGGAAAAUUUAACCCUUUAACAUCUAAAACCCAGAUUGCCGAAAAUGUUAAUUCAGUAAAAUCCUAAUAGCAACAAGGGAUCUUAUUUCACAGGUAUGUACUUUCUGACAGACAGGACAGUGCAUACCACAGCUUUUGAUAUAUCAGCAAUGGGGGCGUUGUUUGGGAUGGGGGGUGGGGAGCCAAAGUGUCCACUGAUAGUAAUAGAUCUUACGACCCUUAGGACCUCAGUCAGAAGAGUGCUCUAUCAUUGACCUACAUCCUUCUAAAAACAAAAACAAAAAUUAAAUAAGAAACCUGUUGUCACAGGUUACUAGUAAAUUUUUUAAUUGACCAUAAGAAGCUUGAGAUUGCGAUUAAAAAAAAAAAGGUACUAAUGUUGAUGACAGUCACUUUUAGCACACUUGUUUUGGCUUCAAACACAAUUAAUAUAACAUACAGUAUCUUAACGUAAUUCAUAUUUCGUAAAUACCGGGUAGUACCAUUUAUUAAUUACAAGAUUUUCUACAAAUACAUUCAGAUGCUUUAGUAAGUAUCAAAUAAUAAAUGUUCAAUAGCAAUUUUGCAUUAUCAUUUUUCCAGCGUUCUAAAAACGGAAACGUCAUGUACCCAGUUUAGUGUUAUUGUAAGGAGAUGUAAAGUGUCGUCAUUGGAAUACUGACGUCAUUCAAAUUCAGAAUUAGCUAUAUUAAUUAAUACAAUGCUUUGCAACAUUAUAAUAAAAAUCGGUCUACUUACCUUGAUAGUUCCAAAUUCUAUAUUGCGAAGACAAUUCAUUUUACAAGUUGAUAUGUUGUUAUUUUUAAUAAUUUAAGGCAAAAUAUUAAGUUGUAACUUUUAAAAGAUGAAAGAAAUAAAAACGUACCAUUCAUCAAAAAUGUGAUAUAAAAAAAUUACCGUUGGAUAUGUUAUAUUUAUUGUGUACGAAUCCAAAACAAGGGUGCGAAGAGCGACUGUCGUCGACCUUACACAACACUAGGUAUCAUUUGUUUAUCAAAACGCAAUAUAAUAUCAACAUGGCUAUAUUAAGAGUGCGUCGUUAAAUAAAACAUUUCCUUCCUUCCUUCCAUUUGGGAAGGGGCCAGGCCCUGUGCUUAUAAAGACUCGAUCUCUAAUGACAUCACACACAUACAGUUUGUAUGGCGU
Gigantopelta aegis is the source of this 7708-nucleotide messenger RNA. RefSeq names its product diacylglycerol kinase beta-like. Gene Ontology annotation, biological process: lipid phosphorylation; diacylglycerol metabolic process; intracellular signal transduction. The record is from RefSeq and is a predicted model, not a curated record. Gene Ontology annotation, molecular function: calcium ion binding; ATP-dependent diacylglycerol kinase activity. Gene Ontology annotation, cellular component: plasma membrane. Lineage: Eukaryota; Metazoa; Mollusca; Gastropoda; Neomphalida; Peltospiridae.